UACUAAGAAAAUGAAUAUAUUUUUGUAACUUUGGUUAGGACUUUUGAAUGUUUGCACUCUUUUAUGUACAUUUAUUUUCCUCUAAGUCAUUCAGUCAGACAACGUUUUACUAGCUAAAGGCUUGUCUAUAAGGCCAUGAUACGAUGCUAACAAAAACACUUGUAUGUUAGCUUCCCAGUCACACAACACUCUAUGGAACCCUUGUCUGACCUUUUCGUAAACAACACAACAAAUAAAACACUUGUCUCAUUACAACAACGGUUUCUCAGAAUAUUGUCUGAAGUUUCUUCACACAUCGGCUCUAAAAACAGUUGUCUAACAUGCAUCAUUACACAAUACCACAAUUAAGAGACCGUUGUCUAAUUAAAUUUAUUAGACAAGAGUUUUUUAACCGUUGUAGGUCGUAGGUGUUAGACAAUAGUUUUUCGAGGACGAAAAUAAAAUGUUGUGUCUUUGUUUCGGCCAACACUUUUUUCAGCGUCCGUUGUCUGACUAGUGUUGUCUGAUGCCAGUUUUGUUGUAGUGAAUAUAAGAGUUGGUUUGCCCAUGAUUUUAAGCUUCUCUUCUCUGAGAUCAUUACAUCUCCGUGACAAGUGCGGAAGUCCUUCACCAACCAAACCCUUUAGCUUAUUUCAGCUUUUCAACCUGAAAGAACUUUGGUUGACUGACUGUACAAGUCAUGGGUCCUGCUUUCCCGAACUACCACCGAAUUUAGAAUGGUUGUAUAUAUGUAGAAAACCACGCUUCACUGGAGCAAGUACCUGAUUCGUCCUACCUCAAACACUUGAAGACUAUGAACAUAAUGAGAUGCUGCAGCCUUCAAUCUCUCCACAAACUUCCACCUCAUCUUGAAUCCCUUACAGUUAGAGAUUGUACAAGCCUACAAGACUUUCCAGAUCUGCCGGAGUUGAGAGAUUUAAAACACCUGGAUAUUUAUUGCAAUGGCAGCAAUUUAGAAGUCAGUUUAGAGGAGAAUCACCUUCAGAUGGUAUGAUGCAUUAGUGGUCAAGUGCAAAGAUGAAGAUUUGGUCAAGUGUGAAGUUGUUGACGGAAGCGAGCUCAAAUCAAGAAGACAUCUAAAUGUCCGCGGGGAAAGUGCUACAUUGCAAUCCAUUACUGAAAAAGACUGGGAUAAUAUUAAGUUUGGAAUGGACAAUAAAAUUGACUUCUAUGCAGUUUCUUUUGUUAAAGAUGCUGAGGCCAUGGUUGCUAGAGGAGAUCUUGGUGUCGAGCUUCCAGGUGACGAGGUUCCUUCAUUGCAGUAUGGGAAAAGCUUUUAUAGUGGCAACAAAUAUGUUAGAAAUCAUGAUUGUUCAUCAACACCUAAGCGAGCUGAGGUAUUAAUAGACAUUGCAAUAGCUGUUAAAGAGGGUUCUGAUGCAGUUAUUCCUUCCGGAGAAACCGCCCAUGGGAAAGCACUUUAUCAUGCCCUCCCAAUGGACCACAUUACUGGUUCCGAGCUUCACAACAAGCUCGAAGGAGAAAUCAACUAGACCGCUGUGCCUAAGCUAAUUGAUAAGAUGACAAAAGAAGGCUUCGUUGAAGCUCAAAGCAAUAAAAGACUUGGUAUGAGAACUUAGCAUUAAAAUUACUUUCAGUGCAUGAAUCAGAUUUGUUGGUCGAUGUUUACAUAUUCCUUUUAUUUCUGAGGCAAGCGUUGAUCCAUUCUGAUCUGAAUGAGAAAAAAUUGCAUGAAGUCAAGGAAUGAGAUGGUGGAAGUUCUUUCGGCACAUUAUAAAUGCAAGUUUCUUUAAUUUUCCUGUAAACAGAUUUUCAAAUUAUGUCGAUAGGAGCUGGAUGAGCCGCAAAGGAAGCUGAACCACUCAGAACUUCAGACAAUUGGUACAUAUUUGAUCAAAUAAUUACUAUUCUAAUUUGAAAUAAAUGAUUCAAUACUUUAAGUAUGUAAUGGUAACCUAAAAGCAAACAGAGGAACUUGUCUACUUGUGACGGAGUUCGCUCCAUUUGAUCAGAUCUAACUUGCAUGAUAGGUGUAAAGCAUAAUGUAACGUAAAUGUAAUUACGAUAACUCAACACAACAAAAGACAGGAAACAAUACAUAAGUAUUAUACAGGAAUCUACAGGUUGGAGAUUCGAUACGAACAGACAAAGACAAUCAAGAUAUCUGAGACGAGCAUCCGUCCAUUGGAAGAAGUUCAUUAACAUGUUCAAGCCUCAGUGAAGAAUAAAGCACAAUCAGUUUCUGCUAUCAAGAUUGCCUGAAGAUCAAGUAUCAAAGACCAGAAGAUUCCAGUAUAUUUAAUUUGAUUAUUUAUAAUCAAAUUUAUCGAAGCAACAUCUGACCCGGAAUGACUGAUCAAGUAUAUUAUCAAGCAAAGGAUUCAAGGAAUCAUUUCAGUUCGAGUCGUUCGUGAACCAGACCAGUGCACAGGACGUCAGGACGUACGAAAGUAUUCAGUAGAUUCGAUCAACGAAUUAAUUGAUCAAGUCAAUCGAGCUGCUCCAGAAUAUGGCCAAAGAACUUAUUGAUAUACAUAUGUAUAUAUAUAUAUUAAUUGUGAAUUACUUGAAUAUAAAUAAUUCAAGUAAUUAAUUAAACACAAUUAAUUAUAUAUAUAUAUAUAUAUAUAUAUAUAUAUAUAUAUAUAUAUAUAUAUAUAUAUAUAAUAAGUGAUGCAAGUAUGUAAGUCAAGAAAUGGUCUAAGUACACUAUAGGGGAGGCGCCAACAUUGUUGAAGCGCAAACUUUGACUAAGUCAAAGUUUGCGCCUCAAUAACCUUCUAACACUUAGAUUUUCUAAGUACACACAGUGCUCUACAGUGGAGUCAUCACUGCAAUGAGCGCAACCUUUGACUAAGUCAAAGGUUGCGACUCCCAUCCACUUCACUAGAGCAACUACUGGAAAUGUUCUAAGUCAUAUCUACUGUGACACUGUGGAAGCUCUUGUGAGCGCAACCUUUGACUCUAAGUCAAAGUUUGCGCCUCACUCUCACCUUGGGGCAAAGUGCAAGUUUCUUGAAGAUUGUCUAAGUGCCACUACAGUGAAGCAAUGUUGAGGCGCCAUGUUUGACCUCCUGGAAGCGCAACCUUUGACCACUUAUAUGUGUACACAUAUAUAAAUAUCCAAGCGCAAGUUUGUGAUAUAUAUAUGUGUAUAUAUAUGUGUAAUUGGCGCCACUUCAAGUGCUGAGGAGUUAGAUUUAUUUUUAUAAAUCGAAUCCGUCCAGGACGAACUCAAGUCGUCCAGGACGAACUCGUUAACCAUGAUUAGUUGUUGGAAAGUCUAUAAAUAGAGGUUGAUGUUUAGGGGUGGCAAUUUCGGGUAACGGGUCGUGUUCGUGUCAGCAAUCGGGUCGAUUUCGGGUCAACCUAAAAUCACUUAAAAUUGAAUAAAACCAAAAAUUGAAGUUAUUACAAAUGAAAUUCUAGUUUCGGGUCAUUUCGGGUCCAUUUCGGGUCUGUCGGGUGAUUUUCGGGUCACUUUCGGGUUUCUGUCUCAGUAAAUCGGGUUUCGGGUUGGGUCGGGUUCGUGUCGGGUUUCGGGUCGUGUCUGAUAUUGCCACCCCUAGAUGUUUUCAUUUGAAAAUAACUACACACUUUGUAAGUGCACACACUAUACACAUUCUCGAGAGUUAAAUUAGAAUAUCGUUUUUAUCGAGAGUUUGUAAUAGAGUGAUUGUAGUCUCUGCAGCCGACACUUGUGUUGGAAUUUGUAGCAACCGAGGAUUAUUUCUAAUACAAAGAAUAUUCCCCGA
Messenger RNA from Daucus carota subsp. sativus, 3716 nucleotides. Its product is annotated as plastidial pyruvate kinase 2. Gene Ontology annotation, cellular component: chloroplast stroma; cytoplasm. The record is from RefSeq and is a predicted model, not a curated record. The coding region runs from base 1149 to 1493 and encodes 114 amino acids. Gene Ontology annotation, biological process: glycolytic process. Gene Ontology annotation, molecular function: magnesium ion binding; potassium ion binding; pyruvate kinase activity. NCBI's taxonomy places the organism in Eukaryota, Viridiplantae, Streptophyta, Magnoliopsida, Apiales, Apiaceae. The transcript has 6 exons.